UCACCACGUAUGCACUGUUACUUUUAAACCAUUUUGAGCCUAAAAUAGAAACGAUCUGAAGCUCUAGCUAAUUUGGUAACUAUUUUUUCUUCUUUUUCACACCCCUGUAAUCAACUGCUAUUCUCACAAUCUAUUGACUGACACUGUAACUCCUCCCCCACAAGUAGACACAUAACUCCAUCAGUUCUCUCCCAUCCUCACGCCAAACUGCAUGACUUGGAGACAUCAACACUGCCUGGCUGCUCUGAAUUGACUAUUCACCUGAACACACCUGUGCUGGAAUGCCUGAGUCUCCUCUCAGUCCCACGGCAGCCCGUCAAACCCCAGCCAGCAGCCUCAUCAGUCACACAGACAACGUUGCAGGAGAGAGUGUAGCUAAUGGGGACUCCUGCAGUGAAGUGAGCAGAGGAAACUGGCAGAGUCUCCACCAUAAACAGGUCUUCCUUGCAAUGAUGGCUCCUCAGCAGAUGCAGCAGCUUCUGUCCCCCAACCAGCUGCAGGCUCUGAUCCACCAGAAGCAACAAGCCCUUCUGCUCCAGCAGCAACAUCUUAAAGAGUUUUACAAGAAGCAACAACAACAGAUCCACCUGCAGCUGCUUCAACAGCAGCCAGGCAAGAAAGGCAAAGAGCUCCCCGCACAGCAGCUUGUUUUCCAGCAGCUCCUCCAAAUCCAGCAGCAGCAGCAGCAGCAGCAGCAGCAGCAGCAGCAGCAGCUCCUCCGGGUGCAGAGACCGGUCCUGUCCUCCCCCGCCCUCUCUCCAGCUGGUUUAAGCCCUGCAGAGAUGCAGCAGAUAUGGAGAGAGCUGACAAACGGAAUAACAGAGGAUAAAACCACACUGAAGACCAAUCAGAGCUCUGCUGCUAACAACAUUAAGCCAACUAAAGUCACAGGGAGACAGACCGCUGACCAGCAGUCUGCCUCUCCUCGCAGGGCAGAAUGUGCUGUUAAAGCUGAUCGUGCCGCCACGCAUGUUCUCUACAGUCACGGGGUGUGUAACUGGCCUGGAUGUGAGUCAGUCUGUGAAAACUUCAGCCAGUUUAUAAAGCACAUAGGCAGUGAGCACACUCUGGAUGACAGAAGUACAGCCCAGUGCAGAGUCCAGAUGCAGGUGGUUCAGCAACUUGACCUUCAGCUCUGCAAAGAACGGGAGCGUCUGCGAGCGAUGAUGGCUCACCUGCAUCUGCCAUCUUUAGAAGCUCAGUCGCUCUCUGCACCCGCGAGUCUACAGUCACCGACAUUAACCGUAUCACAAUCUGAUACGGCUGCUGACCCACGCUGUCUACAGCUCAGCUCAGUCUCCAUCGCCGACAACCUGCCCUCGCUGAGCCCGUCAGACUCGGCGCAGGUCUCCCCUCAACCUCUAGCCCCUGUCGGCACUCCGUCCCAGGGGUGUGAGGAGGAGUCGCCCACUCAUACAUCAUGUGCUGGGGCCAUAAGACAUCGUCAUCAGCCUUUGAUCUACUCUCUGUCUUCAGAAAAUGAAUAUGAGCUCUACAAGAACACUGAUAUCAGACCACCUUUUACCUAUGCGACACUGAUAAGACAGGCUAUUAUGGAAGCAUCAGACAUGCAACUCACACUCAACGAGAUAUACAACUGGUUCACACGGACGUUUGCCUAUUUCAGACGCAACGCUGCCACUUGGAAGAACGCCGUGCGCCACAACCUGAGCCUGCACAAGUGCUUUGUGCGUGUGGAGAAUGUGAAAGGCGCUGUGUGGACGGUGGAUGAGGUGGAAUACCAGAGGAGGAGAUCCCAGAAGAUCACAGGGAGUCCGUCACUGAUGAAAAAUGUUUCCUCCAGCCUCGCUUUUGGUGCCGUUCUGAACGCUAGCUUACAGACGGCACUCGCAGAAGCGUCACUGCCAGGAUUCAAGGAGUGUGCAAGCAGAAACUCAAGGAGUCAAAUACAGGAGAACAGAACACCAGAUAGCAACAGCACAGACUCCUCUGCACGAGUCCAGCAAACGUCUCUGUGUGUCAUCUCUUGCAGGUCUCCUUUCCUUAAAGACAAAGCACUGAAUCUGAAUGACCAAGAAUCUCUGAUGCCGACUGUAAACCCGGCCGGUCUGCAGCUCGACAUGACUGAAAACGACAAAGAUCACUUGUUUGACCUCGAAUGACUUCUUCACAGAUUAAAAAUAAUCAGCUACGAGGCAGUCAAGCAUGCCUUCGUUGAACAUUCAGGGAUGUAGAUCACAGUUUACUUACAGUAUCAUUGUGACUUUAUGUUUAAUCUUUUGUAUGUGUCGUCUGCAAAAUAUUUGAUCACAUCAAAAUUGAGCUAUUGAGAAUUUUUCAGAUAUUCAAAUUAAUAUUUCAAAGAGAUUAAAAAAUGUUCUGUCAGUUAUUUAUGAGCUUUAAAUGUAACUUUACAGUUUAUUCACUUUUGAAUCUAUACAUUUCAUAAUUUCUUUUACUCAGAUAUUAAUAGCAUAAUCUUUUUUUUUUAAAGGAUCCCUUUCCAAGGCAUCAUGACAAGCAUCAAAGUCAAAAGCCAGGUGAUAUAUAUGAAUGUACACAUUCAAAAGUACAAACAAAUCCAGCCCCUUCAUGUGUUUUAGUAAUAUAUACCGGUUUUCCAAAGGCCAAAGUAAUCCACAGAAAUAUAUGUAAUAAUGUAGAAAAUGAAUGUUUUGUGUAUUUGCUGUAAUCGCCUAAAAGUAAUAGAAUAAAGUAUAGAGGUGGUGAAUCACACGUUACAUCAAAGAUGGAGAUGUUGUGUGUGUGUGUCAUUGAAAUAUUUGAACAUUUGUGGCUCCUCUCUGUUUUUCUCUGUACAAAGAAAGAUUCAACCUGCUGAAGUGGGUUUUAUUUCUAAUUCUUAUUAUGUCAGUGUGUCUUACUGUAUGUGUGUUUUCCUGUUUCACUGUGUGUAACUUGAUUGUUCCAAACAUUCCUCUUUUAUAAAAGUUUGUGGCUUUAGAAGAAGGCUUCAGGAUAGUUGCUGAGUGCAUACACCAGUCUGUAUUUAUAAAAAAUGUGUUUAUCUGUACAAUGUAAGUUAUUAAUCUGUAAUAAAUAUAUGUUUAAUGCUUUAUUUAUCAUAAUGAGACCUGCCAUAAAUGACAUUGAUAAAUAACAUUGUUGUCUUUAAAUCCAAUUCAGUAUACAGGCUAAAUUUAAAUGUUAUGCACCAGUAUACUUAUAGACACACUGCCACUAAUCUGGUGUGGUUUUACCUGUUAGACUGGUUUAGUUUGUUUAGUAUUUGAGAUUUUUACAAAGAAAAAGAAUAAAUUCCUUGAGUAAAUACACUUGUUGUGGUGUUAUGUUUGGACCUGUGAAAUCAA
Messenger RNA from Thunnus maccoyii (southern bluefin tuna), 3293 nucleotides. Its product is annotated as forkhead box protein P2-like. The transcript is spliced from 16 exons. NCBI's taxonomy places the organism in Eukaryota, Metazoa, Chordata, Actinopteri, Scombriformes, Scombridae. Gene Ontology annotation, cellular component: nucleus. Gene Ontology annotation, biological process: regulation of transcription by RNA polymerase II. Gene Ontology annotation, molecular function: RNA polymerase II cis-regulatory region sequence-specific DNA binding; DNA-binding transcription repressor activity, RNA polymerase II-specific. The coding region runs from base 282 to 2123 and encodes 613 amino acids. The record is from RefSeq and is a predicted model, not a curated record.